Phragmites australis (common reed) is the source of this 1756-nucleotide messenger RNA. RefSeq lists its product as uncharacterized. Gene Ontology annotation, biological process: tRNA processing. Gene Ontology annotation, molecular function: sulfurtransferase activity. Bases 1 to 1599 code for a protein of 532 amino acids. The transcript is spliced from 10 exons. NCBI's taxonomy places the organism in Eukaryota, Viridiplantae, Streptophyta, Magnoliopsida, Poales, Poaceae. The record is from RefSeq and is a predicted model, not a curated record.
AUGGUUCAUCAAGCAUGUAGAGUUGAAUCAGAUUUCACAACAAAGUGCAAGGAUUGCAAAUUGGAUAAUAUCUUGGCAUCACCCAUUGUUUUGUUGAACAAGUUCAGAUCUCAUGUUGUUGGGCUAUAUGUGCAAUCAUUUGGUUCUCAUGGGAAGUUGGACAAUGGCGGCACUGAGGAAGUGGAUCUACGAGGUAAAAACUCUACUCUUUCCAUGGUAAAGCAGUUCCAUGAAGCUUCUUCUUGGCUGAAAGCACAGGUGGUGAAGAGCAACGAGCGUAUCAGCAGUGGCAUUCAGAGGCUUGCAGUGGAUUGUCAGGUUGUCUACAAAAUUGAAUGGUUGCAAGGGACCAGGGACCCUGGUGGUUUCAAGCUCGACAAUGAUGAGAUCGGCUUGAGGACUACCGAUUGGGUUGAAUUGAGUACUAAUUGGUGUGUGAAUCAAGUGUUUGUCUACUGGGAUCAUGACAUAUAUAUUGAUGUACCAUUGGAGGUGGUCCAUCUAUCCGAUGAGUAUUGGAACCAUGUGGUAUCUCAUAUCAUCAAUGAGUAUCGCUGUGGUCGUACGCCGAACCCUGAUGUUCUUUGCAACACGAGAAUAAAGUUUGGGGCUUUCUUAGAAGCUAUUGAAAAAUUGGGAUUUGACUACAUAGCUUCAGGACAUUAUGCCCAUGUAAUCCAUCCUUCCGUUGAAAAUACGGAAGCGCCAUCAGUACUACAAUUAUCAAAGGAUAAGGUCAAGGAUCAGACCUAUUUCCUCUCGCAUCUAUCUCAAUCUCAGCUUAGAAGGCUUAUUUUCCCACUAGGAUGUAUUACAAAGGAUGAGGUGCGCAGACUGGCUGCUCAAAUGGGCCUUCCUAACCAAGGUAGAAAGGACUCACAAGGGAUGUGCUUUCUUGGAAAGGUCAAGUUUAGUGAGUUUGUUGAAAGACAUAUAAGAGAGAUGGAGGGGGUCAUACUGGAAGCUGAGUCUGGAGACUACCUAGGGAAACACCGUGGGUUUUGGUUCUAUACAAUUGGUCAGCGGCAAGGAUUGCGGCUUCCUGGAGGACCUUGGUACGUGGUUGAGAAAGAUGUUCAAAACAAUGUGGUUCUUGUAUCAAGGAAUUACUAUUCGCUGGAUAAAAGGAGGCGCGCAUUUCGUGUUGGAUCACUAAAUUGGUUUAACAAUUCUGGACCUGCAAACAACGAGCAACUUAAAUGCAAGGUGCGACAUAGCCCUGAAUUUCAUGGUUGCACUGUGACAAAAGAGCAUACAGGAGAAAAUGAUGUUUUGGUUGUGCAUCUGUCUGAAGACGACCAGGGCUUAGCAGCUGGUCAGUAUGCAGCGUUCUACUGUGAAAAUUCAUGCCUCGUAUCAGGCAUAAUUUUGGAUUCGUGGGACGAAAUGAGCUUCCCUGUUUGCUCAAGGGCACUCGAAAUUGCUAAACUGGAGGACAAGUUGAGCCUAGGGAAGCCAGUAAGAACUAGUCUGAUUGGCGCAUCUACGUCGCGUCUGUUUUUAUUUCAUUGUAUAGAGCAUGAUAAAAGAAGAUUAAAAAAAUUAAGUUCACAAAUUUUGUGCAUUUCAAUAUUUAUUUAUAAAUUUAUCAAUGUUUAACACAUUCAAUUAAUUAUAGAGAAAACAGUAAUGCUUUUAUGCAUGCACAUAGUUUUAACAUGUAGAUGAAAGUGAUACUAACCUAAAAAAAAUUGUUUCAUAUUUUUUUGAGUUUUAGAUAUUUUUCUUUGCAUUUUUAGAUUUUUUUUAGCCUAUU